GCAAGCCACAAAUAUUUGCAAGCCACAAGCCAAGCCAAGCAAAACCCUAAGAAACCCACCCUCCCUCCAGUCUCCUCGACCCCCGCCGCCGCCGCCGCCAUCACAACCCAGAGCACCCCCUCCCCACCCCACCCUGUCCCGAUGGCUGCGGACGCCGCCGCUGCGGCGAUGUCCGCGACUUCCCUCUGCGACGAUCUCGAGCCCGCCACCGUGCGCACCCGCAUCCGCGAUGUCCUGGCCGCAGGUGCCGCGCGUGCCGGGGACCGCGUCGUGGUCGGUGGGUGGGUCCGGACGGGCCGGGAGCAGGGGAAGGGCUCUUUCGCCUUCCUGGAGCUCAGCGACGGGUCCUGCGCUGCCACGCUUCAGGCCAUCGUUGACGCCGCCGUGCACCCGCUAGCGCGCCUCACCGCCACCGGCACCUCCGUCCUCGUCGAGGGCGUGAUCAAGGAGCCGCCCGAGGGGACCAAGCAGAACGUCGAGCUGAAGGUCAGCCGCGUGCUUGAGGUCGGCGAGGUCGAUGCCGCCGUCUACCCGCUGCCCAAGGGCAAGGUCAAACUCACGCUCGAGAAGCUCAGGGACGUCGUUCAUCUCCGUUCGCGCACCAACACGAUUGGAGCGGUUGCUAGGAUUAGGCACCAGUUAGCCUAUGCAUCACACAGGUUCUUUGAUGAGAAUGGAUUUCUCUAUGUACAUACACCAAUAAUAACUACGAGUGACUGUGAAGGUGCUGGUGAGAUGUUUCAAGUGACAACUUUAUUUAGCCAGGCUGAGAAAACUGAGAAGGAAUUGAGAGAGAACCCAAAACCUUCUGAUUCUGAAAUUGAGGCAGCUAAAGUUCUUGUCAAGGAAAAAGGUGAUGUGGUCGCACAGCUUAAAGCUGCAAAAGCCAGCAAACAAGAGAUAUCAACUGCUGUCGAUGAGCUUAAUAGGGCAAAGGAAAUUGUUUCAAAACUGGAGGAGAGGUUCAAGUUAAAGCCUGGGAUUCCACGCAAGGAUGAUGGUUCAAUAGCUUUUGAAAAUGACUUCUUCAAACGUCAAGCUUUUUUGACAGUGUCUGGACAGCUUCAGGUUGAGACAUAUGCAUGUGCUCUUAGUAGCGUUUAUACCUUUGGACCAACAUUCCGGGCAGAGAACUCACAUACGUCACGACAUUUGGCAGAGUUUUGGAUGGUUGAACCGGAAAUCGCAUUUGCAAACUUGCAGGAUGACAUGAACUGUGCAGAAAAAUAUGUACAGUACCUUUGCAAGUGGCUGCUUGACCAUUGCCAGGAAGAUAUGGAGUUUAUGGUGAAAAAUUAUGAUAAGAGUGCAAUUGAACGCCUGGAGCUUGUUUCGUCAACUCCUUUUGUGCGGAUUUCAUACACAAAGGCUGUGGAGCUCUUGAAAAAUGUUACCGACAAGAAGUUUGACAACAAAGUUGAAUGGGGAAUUGAUUUAGCCUCUGAGCAUGAAAGGUAUUUAACAGAGGAUAUAUUUAAGAAGCCAGUUAUUGUCUAUAACUAUCCGAAAGGAAUAAAGGCAUUUUAUAUGAGACUCAAUGAUGAUGACAAGACGGUGGCUGCAAUGGAUGUUCUUGUGCCUAAGGUUGGUGAAUUGAUUGGUGGAAGCCAAAGGGAGGAACGGUUAGAUGUUCUGAAACAGAGGAUACUUGAUGCUGGCCUGCCUUUGGAACCCUAUGAAUGGUACUUGGACCUCCGUCGCUUUGGAUCUGUAAAGCACAGUGGUUUUGGGUUGGGUUUUGAAAGGAUGAUUCUAUUUGCAACCGGAAUGGAGAACAUCAGAGAUGUUAUACCCUUCCCAAGCUCUAAGAAAUUCUAUGCUCAAAUAAUGGGCAAGUAACUUUGAAGUCUAAGGGUGUGUUUUGGUUGGAGAGUCAAUCGGGUUGAUUGGUUCACUGCACGCCGCUUAUCCAGGCUCACCAGAAGCAGUUUGUGCUAGUUUGGUUGUCUGACCAUCAUGCAAAAGCGUCCGCUGGGCCAGGCUCCGGGAAAACGUGAGAAUUGGCCGUUUUUGCUGAGCCAGGCUCGCGCGGUGCAAAGAUGAGAUGCUUUAACAAGCGUGCAAAGAAGAAAAGACUGCUAGGCCCAAGAUAUACAUGUUACCAAUCACUGUCUCCACCAGACUUGAUUGUAUACAUACGGAAACCAAUCAAAAUGUAACGUACCUCUAGAGUCCGGUUCCCGUCGACCUGGCUCUCUUGUCCGAGCCAAGCUCCUGAUAGAAGAGAACCAAUCAGGCCUAAUUAGAAUAGAGUGGUUCUAUUCUAGUUUUUGAGUCACUAUUUUUUGUUUGGUUGAUCGUGCUGUUCCAUUCUUUGUUUGGUUGGAGAGCCAUGAGUGGAGGUGAGAAGAGGGAGUAGAGUGCUCGCAUCUGAGGGAGUGCUCGCACUCGACUAUAGCGAGAGUACUUUAACUAUUUAUGAUAAAUUUUUAUAUAAAGACUGAGCCGCUCUUUGAAGCUAAAC
Molecule: messenger RNA, 2464 nt
Organism: Zea mays
Lineage: Eukaryota; Viridiplantae; Streptophyta; Magnoliopsida; Poales; Poaceae
Source: RefSeq